This is a messenger RNA of Paramecium tetraurelia, 609 nucleotides long. RefSeq lists its product as uncharacterized. The record is from RefSeq and is a predicted model, not a curated record. Lineage: Eukaryota; Ciliophora; Oligohymenophorea; Peniculida; Parameciidae. The transcript is spliced from 4 exons.
AUGAGAACAUUCAAUGAUUCUAAUUAACGACGUCCCUUAGAUGCCAAUUUCGAUUUGAAAUCAUAUCGUUCUCAUGUGAAAGACAGAUUGAAUUUGAGUUUGAAUAAUGAUUUGAAUUAAUCAGUCUUCAAUUCUGUGAAAAAGGACAAUCGUUAAGGAGUACCAUCUUUUGACAAUUUACAAGCAAGAAUUCGAGAUUUGUCUUAAUCUCGUUUGACAAUUUUAAAUUAUAAUUCUAACGAUGAUUUUACUCCUCAGAAGAAUCUGUACUCUCCACAUAGAGCAUAUGGAAUGAAAUAAAUAAUUUCAAACAAUUUAGGCUAGAAUUUAAUGAGCAAUUCAAUUGAAAAGCAAUCUCAAAAUUCGAAAUCUCAAUCUUCACAAAAGAAGAUAUUUUAAAGACCAAGUGAUACUCUAUAAUUGCCAUUAAAAGGAUCAUAGAGAAAACAAGGAAGACUUUUGUCUGAUGCAGUAUAAUUAAAUGAAAUAGUGGCAUUGCGAAAUAAGAUUGAGUCAUCAGUAGUUAGUAGAUCAUCAUUGACUUCGACUUAUGUAAGUGAGUUAGUGAAAUUGGCUUAAGCUAUCACCACAUCUCUAAAACAAGAAUGA